UGGGCGGGAGUUCGUGGUGCGGUUUGGCCGAGAGAGUGAAGCUCAACUCCGGACACAAAUACACGGAGAGGGAAGAGGCGUGUGGCUCCGUUCCUUAUCAUGUCGCAGUUUAACGAGCACGUACAGUUAUAGUUAGUUGCGGUAUUCGCACUGAGACUUCAGCCGUUUUGAAGAAUAACACACAUUCACUCUCGAGUUGUUACCAUCUCGACAACAAGCGUUAGCCAGUCAUUUAAACAUCACCAAACAGACCUUUAAAGUUCAUUAUCAGGCCUGAUAUCGAGGAGCUGGUGGUAUUUGGAGACUGUUGAAGGUUUUGUGGUGGUUUGAAAGUUUCCUGCACGGAUUUGUUUUCUAAGUUUUGUCCGUGGAAGUCAGACGUUCGGGCCGCAAACAGUCUCCCGUGCGCGGAGAGCAGAAACAGUUCCCUGGUGGUCUGGAGAGCUCUGCGUUCGGAGCUAGAACCUGGACAGCUCAUGACUUCAGACCAGGAAGGAAAAACUAUCGUGGAGCCACAGGUGCAGCAGUCACAGGAAGCAAAGGAGAAAGAGAUCUCCCUUUUGGAAUCCUCCAAGAUCUCAGACCUCAAUCCCAAUGCGAAGGCAUGGGCCAAUUACAUGCAUAAACCAGAGGCCUCUGCUCCAACCUGCCCAGAUUCUCAGCAGUCAUGGGUAGAAGCGGCCGAUGACCCAUCAAACUGCAUCUCAGGAGGUUAUAACAACAGUGAAGACAAAGGGAACUGGAAUGAGGAACAGCAGGUAUCUACAUCUGUAGAGCUGCCCUUUGCAGCACAGACAGAAUCAGCGUACAUGGGAAGCUCAGCCAGUGAGAAGGGCAUUGUGUCAAACCAGAACACCAGUAUGAAAGGGGUGGAUGAUUCCGACUCCUCCAGACAGCUUGAAGACCUUCGGGAACAGUUGAAGGCAACACUGGAGUUCUGCCUCUCUAGGGAGAAUCUAGCCAACGACAUGUACCUCAUCUCGCAAAUGGACAGUGACCAGUAUGUGCCAAUAGUGACUUUGGCAAACCUUGAUCAAAUCAAGAAACUCACCACUGAUGUGGAUCUCAUUGCAGACAUCUUAAAAACGCUGCCUCUCGUCCAAGUGGACAAAUGUGGAGAGAAAGUGCGGCCCAAUCAGAACCGCUGCAUCGUAAUUCUCAGAGAGGUUCCCGAGGCCACUCCUCUAGAGGAAGUUGAAGCGCUCUUUAAGAGCGAUAACUUGCCCAAAUUUAUCAAUUGUGAGUUUGCCUACAAUGACAACUGGUUCAUCACCUUUGAAUCUGAGGCAGAUGCUCAGCUGGCAUAUCAGUAUCUCAGAGAAGAGGUGAAAACUUUUCAAGGGAAGCCGAUAAAGGCUAGAAUAAAGGCCAAGGCCAUUGCCGUCAAUACCUUUGUGCCAAAGAAUGGGUAUCGGCCAGUGGAUGUGUCCUCAAAUGUCCAACAGCGCUACACCCCUUACUACAUCCCACCUGUGUAUGGAGCACAGCAACAGUUUCCUCUUUACAGACUGGUGACACCUCAGGGCUGGUCAGCUACGCAGAGCUACCUGGACCCGGCUCUGGUUACUCCAUUUCACAGCCCUGCGUUCAUUAAUGGCUUCGCUGGUUCUCCAACAUUUAAAUCAGCAACAUCUCCACUAACUGUGCGACAAUAUGCACCUCGAUACAGGAACCACAACAAAACACACAUUCGACUCACAACAGAACGUGGAACCACUCUGCUGGAAAACCCUGCUGCUUUCUCUACUUUCCCUUCGGAGAGAGUUCCCAAUGGGAUGCGUCCUCCACAGGUUCAUCACAUGGGUAGCCGACCUCGACUUCCCAGCGGUCCGGGCUAUCCACGCCGGGACCAGGUUGGAAGUGGACGAAUGGAAGUGAAUGGAGCCGAUUACUCUCUGAAUGCAGGCCGUGGAAGAAGGGGCGGUUAUGGAUACAGGAAAAGAAGAGAUGACAACAAGUUUCCAAGAGCAGCAACACCGUCGCCCCCUCCUGUUCAGGAGCGCACUCCCUCCCCCAGCUUUGAGCUGGGUCUGUCCAGCUUCCCUCCUCUGCCUGGAGCCGCAGGAAAUCUAAAACCUGAAGUAAAAACUGAAAACAGCCUUGACAACCGACUGUCUGACAUUGUCACUGGAGCAGUUAAAGACAAGCCUCUAAAUAAGGAUGUGGUCACCAGCCGUGUGAUCUCAGGGACCCCCAAAGAAUCUGUGCAGGCUGCUCCUGCUCCUGCUGCUCAGACCCCAGUGGACCACCAACACUCACCCUCUCCAGCCGUUACAAACCCGACAACUGUAGAAAAACCUAAAGAGAUGCAGACACCUGCAGAGAAAUGCUCAGAGACACCCGCUGCUAAAACCGCACCACUGAGCAAUCCAAUAUCGGAGUCCCGGAAGCCAAGCUACGCAGAGAUCUGUCAGAGGAUAAGGGAGGCACCAACACAGCAGCCAUCAGCAGAUCCCCGGCCUCUCAGCUCCACUGCUGAAGACAUCAAGACUUCUGACUCGGCAGAACGCAGAUGCAGAGAAUCAGCGCCCGCACCUGCCAAAUCUGCAGCGACGACUUGUCCCAGAGAGACAGUGAAACCUCAUCAGAGCACCGGAGAACGAGUGAGUGGCAGCACGACAGUUUCCUUCCACCAAUCCUGAGGGCCUCGGCUUUGCUUCCAGGACCGAACGGGAACGAAAACUUUGUCAGGGCUGCUCAAAAAAAAAAAAAAAAAGUCUCUCUUAUCUCACGGUCUCACACAGACAGACAGCUUGUCACUGGAAUCAGGGCCUACAGACAAAAGCACUUGUGCAUAAGGGUUCUCUGAAUAUUUUUGUUGUCCUUUCUGUCGUUUUGUUUUUCGAUUACAAGAUCUUUUGUUGUUUUCCAAGGAAAAUGGGAUUAAUGAACCAGCAUCAGUUGGAGAUUAACUAUUUAAAAACAUUUGUCAGAGCUCACCUUUAUUUUGGGAUUAAAACUUCAAGUAGUGCUGUUGGGAGGAAAUACUGUUUUUUGGAUAGUGCUGAUCCUGAAACACUUUAUUUUUGUGUUUUCUCUUUCCUUUUUUAAACUGAUAUGUAUAUAAUUUU
Sinocyclocheilus anshuiensis is the source of this 3071-nucleotide messenger RNA. RefSeq names its product la-related protein 4B-like. Gene Ontology annotation, molecular function: mRNA 3'-UTR binding. Bases 477 to 2642 code for a protein of 721 amino acids. The transcript has 18 exons. Gene Ontology annotation, cellular component: cytoplasmic stress granule; cytosol. The record is from RefSeq and is a predicted model, not a curated record. Lineage: Eukaryota; Metazoa; Chordata; Actinopteri; Cypriniformes; Cyprinidae. Gene Ontology annotation, biological process: positive regulation of translation.